This is a messenger RNA of Papilio machaon (common yellow swallowtail), 719 nucleotides long. RefSeq names its product ribonuclease P protein subunit p25-like protein (gene Rpp25). Lineage: Eukaryota; Metazoa; Arthropoda; Insecta; Lepidoptera; Papilionidae. The transcript is spliced from 4 exons. Gene Ontology annotation, cellular component: ribonuclease MRP complex. Gene Ontology annotation, molecular function: RNA binding. Bases 43 to 567 code for a protein of 174 amino acids. The record is from RefSeq and is a predicted model, not a curated record. Gene Ontology annotation, biological process: tRNA 5'-leader removal.
UAUUGAUACUUAACUAUUAUUUUCUUAUUAUAUAUAAAACAAAUGGAAAAUUAUUUCAAAGGUAAAAAUGUGGAAGAAGAACUAGAAAGAAAUAAAAUACCUAUAAAAGAUCUUCCCACUGAUUUUCUUUGGAUGCAAGUUAAAGGAGGCAGCAAGAUGAGCAAUCUUCUUGCUCAUGCAUCCGGUAUCCUAGAAGACAAAGCAGCGUCCUCUGUAGUGUGGACUGGAACUGGAGUCGCUAUUCCUAAAGCCAUAUCAUGUGCAGAAAUUCUUAAAAGACAAUUUUCUAUUGAACACCAAGUAACCAAACUCACAUUUAAAAAGGUUGAAGAGUAUUGGGAGCCAAAGAUUGAUGGACUUGAAAAAAUCAUUGUGAAAAGGGAAAUACCAGUUAUUCACAUAUUCUUAUCCAUUGAUGAAAUUCAAGACAAAAAUCAAAUAGGGUACCAAUCUUUGAAAGGGAAGAAAUUUUGGCAAAAAGGACAAACUAGCACUAUUAGUAAAAACCAGCAGCCAUACAAAACCAAGAAGCCUUUUAAGCAUAAGAAGAAUCAAGUUGAACCAUGAGACUGUUGUAAUUUAAUACAUUUUUGUCUGCCAUUAUAGUAAACUAUUAAGUAUAUUUUAUUUUGACCAUUUUUAUACACUUGUAAACGAUUGUGCUUGGUUAAUUUUACCAGGAUUUUCUAUACAGGAAAUGCUGAAUGCACAAAAUCCCA